Trypanosoma brucei brucei TREU927 is the source of this 411-nucleotide messenger RNA. RefSeq lists its product as hypothetical. The record is from RefSeq and is a predicted model, not a curated record. Bases 1 to 411 code for a protein of 136 amino acids. The transcript has a single exon. NCBI's taxonomy places the organism in Eukaryota, Euglenozoa, Kinetoplastea, Trypanosomatida, Trypanosomatidae.
AUGGGAAGGCAGUCCCAGAAGGAAAGGAACCUUCAGAAGAGGAGAUCAGAGGGUGACCGCGGCGACGCGGCUGCUGAUGCGGCUCGGGAGGAAUUAGUGCGGGCGCGUUUGUUGGCAGAAUUGUCAACAUUACGUGAGAAACAUGACAAACUCAGCAUUAAAUUGCAGGAACCUGAAGAGGAUUUGGGCGGUUCUUUUGGCAAUUGGAUCGGUGGAAGUCCCGCAGGUGCCGGUAGCGAUUGGAGAGCUGAUGGAGCGGCGCGAGGGGCGUUUCUCGGGCAGGAUGAUCGCGAUGCCAUCGAGGCGCUUUUCAAUGAAUCCAAUGACAGCUUUACUCGGGAAUUUAAUGAAGGCAGCGGUUCUGUUGAACGUGACGGAAUACCGGAGAAAAUGAUGUCCUCCGUCAGAUAA